CUGGUAAUUCCAGUACUAACAGUCUGUCAUUGUCAGUCCACUGUUCAUUUCUCCAGCUCUAAACAUGCUGCUGCUCCUACUACUGCUGUCAUUUGCCGAUGAUUGCCAGGCUCAGCGUCUGAGGGGUCGGAAGAACAAUGACUCAUGUGUGUGUGCGGUAAACUCCAGCAUGUGGUCGUUCCCUGUUGAGAAGUACAAGGCCGUGCAUCAGCAAGUUCUGUCCUGUGAAGGGUCUUUGAACCACCUGCAGGAACAGGUGAAGUUGUCGAGUCAACGUCUCCCUCAGAUCUAUGCUCUGGUUGAGAAUGUGACGGCUCGGCUAGAGCCCUACCAGUAUCUGCACGACCAGGGCGUAUACACAGCCUUGUCUUUGCACCUGUUAGGACAAGAGCUCAGCCAGCUGGAGACAGACAUAACUGCCAUCCACAGCCAGUUAAACAACGGCCAAACACGGAAACUCUCCAAAGAGGUGGUUAAAUUGCGUGGAGAUGUAGACAGGAUGACAACGUCAGACACAAUUAACAUGAAGACUGUUAAAGAGAAACUGCGCUACUUGAAAAACAGUGCUGAAUCCUGCAAGUCAAUCCCCAAAGACUUCAGAGGCCAGGAAAGGUACUGCCUCAAGGGUCUGAUCACCAACAUCAGCGAUCCUGUCAUGACUAAGGUCAAUCCCCACGGUAACAGCUACAUCUCUGGUUCAUGGGGCAAACAGGCCCAGAUGGACAGCUUGGCACAGAUGAGCAGCUACUGGGUUCUGCCUCUGCUCAACAGCAACAUCUGGGGAAACUCUGUGAGCAUAUACCAAACCUACGAGGACUUCAUGGCCUCUGCCAAAAAGAAGGACUAUGCCUUUGCUUCAUCAUACACCCACGCCGACGCCAUCGAGGGUCCCAGCGCCGUCCUAUAUGGUGAAGCACUGUACUAUCACUGUUACCGCUCUGCAGAUGUUUGCCACUAUGACCUCAACACCAACAUCGUUAAACGUGUAACACUUCCAGGCAUCGGAGUGGGUUUCAACAACAAGUUCCCCUAUUGUUACUAUGAUUGCCGUGCCAAUAGUGAUGUGGACAUAGAGGCAGAUGAGACAGGACUAUGGGCCAUAUAUGCCACCAUGGGUAACCAUGGUAAUAUAGUGGUGAGCCGGCUAGUUUGGGACAGUGAAGGUGAUGAACUCAAUGUGACACAGACGUGGGCGACGAGGCUAUUCAAGAAGGCAGUAACUAAUGCUUUCAUGGUGUGCGGCGUGCUGUAUGCCACUCGAUAUGUGGACGAAUACCGUGAGGAAGUUUUCUACGCCUUCGACACAGCAACAGGUAAAGAGGACAACUCACUAGCACUGCCACUGGAGAAAGUUGCUAAAGGAGUGGCCAGUCUGAGCUACAACCCCACCAACAGACAGAUCUUCAUGUACAAUGAUGGAUAUCUACUGGCGUACCAGGCCCACUUCUGACAUGAAGGCGUUGUAAUAGGCCAUUUGUUGCAAUUUCAAUGUUAGCCAGGUUUGUGUAAGACUUACAACAAGAAAAGGGCAAAGAUGGAAAUGGUCCAUGAAAACCAAUGUAAUGAAUGUAGCAACACUGAAUGGUAUCACAAUGAAAAUUCAAUAAAAAGAUAGUAAUAUGAUAAAGACUUCAA
This is a messenger RNA of Seriola dumerili (greater amberjack), 1635 nucleotides long. Its product is annotated as olfactomedin-like. The transcript has 5 exons. NCBI's taxonomy places the organism in Eukaryota, Metazoa, Chordata, Actinopteri, Carangiformes, Carangidae. Gene Ontology annotation, biological process: signal transduction. Bases 65 to 1450 code for a protein of 461 amino acids. The record is from RefSeq and is a predicted model, not a curated record.